Messenger RNA from Hydra vulgaris (swiftwater hydra), 1105 nucleotides. Its product is annotated as aquaporin-9. The record is from RefSeq and is a predicted model, not a curated record. Lineage: Eukaryota; Metazoa; Cnidaria; Hydrozoa; Anthoathecata; Hydridae. Gene Ontology annotation, cellular component: basolateral plasma membrane; plasma membrane. Gene Ontology annotation, molecular function: glycerol channel activity; water channel activity. Gene Ontology annotation, biological process: water transport; glycerol transmembrane transport.
ACGGUUUUCGUUUUUAUUUUAAGUUUGGUUUUAGAUUUUGACAUUUAUUUUAUAUCUUAGAUAUUAAAAAUGAGAAGGAAAAUUAGGGAGAUAAUAGGAUCAAAGUACUUUCACGAGUUUCUUGCUGAAACAAUUGGUACAAUGAUUCUUUUGCUUUUUGGUUUUGGGAGUAUGGCUCAGACUUUCACUGGAAAGGGAAAGUUUGGUGGAAUAUUAUCUGUAAACUUUGGUUGGGCAGUUGGUGUAAUGUUUGGUAUAUUUGUCUCAGGAGGGGUUUCAGGGGGACAUUUAAACCCAGCAGUUACUUUAGCAAUGACUGUAACUAAACGAUUACCAUGGGAAAAGUUGCCAAUAUAUUGGCUAGCCCAAAGUAUUGGAGCAUUUAUUGCAUCAGCUAUUGUGUAUGGAGUAUAUUACGAUUUACUCAUGGCGUACGAUAAUGGAAAACUUGUACCUGACGCUGCUUAUAUUUGGGCAACACGUCCCUAUCCGGGGGUAUCAACUGCUACUGCAUUUGCAGAUCAGUUUGUGAGCAGUGCACUUCUAGUUGGCAUAAUAUUUGCACUUACUGAUAAGCGCAAUAGUGGUCCAAGUCCCCAACUGUUGCCUCUUUGUGUUGCUUUGAUUGUGCUUGGUAUAGGAAUUUCAUUUGGAAUUAAUUGCGGCUAUGGCAUAAAUCCAGCGCGUAAUUUAAUGCCUAGAAUAUUUACAUCACUUGCUGGAUGGGGGUCGGCACCAUUUACCUAUCAACACUAUUAUUUUUGGGCCCCAAUUCUUGCACAGCUCCUCGGAGGUGUUAUGGGUGGCUUAAUAUAUAUUGUGACAAUAGAAAUGCACCAUAAAGAAAUAAAUCAUUUUAACGAUGAAAAAAGUGAUCCCAACAUAUCUUUGAAAGUAAGAAAAGUAACGUUUCCAAGUCAUUCUGGCUAAGCAUAUUUUAAAACUACAGUUUGUUCGGUUUUAUAUCAUUGAAGGUUCGAUAUUAUUGAAUACAAAUACAAAACAUCAGUUUUAAAACACUUUUUAAAACAUGCAAAUUACAAGCUAUAAAUAAUUUAAUUUUUGCAAACUAUUUAACAUAAACUUUUUUUCUUUUUACUCACUU